Messenger RNA from Annulohypoxylon truncatum, 1749 nucleotides. RefSeq names its product catalase-domain-containing protein. NCBI's taxonomy places the organism in Eukaryota, Fungi, Ascomycota, Sordariomycetes, Xylariales, Hypoxylaceae. The coding region runs from base 205 to 1698 and encodes 497 amino acids. Gene Ontology annotation, biological process: response to hydrogen peroxide; hydrogen peroxide catabolic process. The record is from RefSeq and is a predicted model, not a curated record. Gene Ontology annotation, molecular function: heme binding; catalase activity. Gene Ontology annotation, cellular component: mitochondrion; peroxisome; cytoplasm. The transcript is spliced from 2 exons.
CUACACUUCUGUUUCCUCUGGUUGCACUGCUUGAGCUACCUAUCUGUUCCAUAUCUUCAGAGAAGUCUGUGUCUGGGGUAAUAUACCAAUUACCCCUGAGCUUUGACAGCCUUGCUUCGAUAGCCUGCUUUCUAAAAUACCCUCACGUUUCCCCUCUCAUUAAUAAUCAUCUUACAUAUCCUUCCAUAUUCCUAAACCGCAAUCAUGGUCGCCAAUGAGAAGCCUGCGUCUACCUUCCGGUACAAUGAGAAGCCGGUGUAUACCACCUCCAAUGGCUACCCCAUUGAGCAUCCCUCUAUGUGGCAGCGAGUUGGUACACAUGGCCCCUUACUGCUUCAGGACUUCCAUUUGAUUGAUCUCCUCGCCCACUUUGACCGCGAGCGUAUUCCUGAGCGUGUCGUCCACGCCAAGGGAGCUGGAGCCUAUGGAGAGUUCGAAGUCACCGACGAUAUCAGCGACAUUACCACUGUUGAUAUGUUGAAUGGCGUUGGCAAGAAGACUCCUCUUGUAAUUCGCUUCUCUACCGUCGGUGGCGAGAAAGGUUCGGCCGACAGUGCCAGAGAUCCUCGAGGAUUCGCUAUUAAGUUCUAUACACAACAGGGCAACUGGGAUUGGGUCUACAACAACACCCCUAUCUUCUUCCUUCGAGAUCCCUCCAACUUCCCAUUGUUCAUUCACACUCAGAAGCGCAACCCUCAGACCAACCUGAAGGAUGCUACCAUGUUCUGGGACUACUUGUCUACCCACCAAGAGUCUAUCCACCAGGUCAUGCAUCUCUUCUCCGACAGAGGAACCCCGUACUCAUACCGUCACAUGAACGGGUACUCUGGCCACACCCACAAGUGGAUCAAGCCCGAUGGUUCUUUCGUCUACGUUCAGGUCCACCUGAAGACUGACCAAGGAAGCAAGACUCUCAAUAAUGCGGAGGCUGGUAAGCUAGCUUCCGAAAACCCCGACCAUGCUACUCAAGAUUUGUUUGAGGCCAUCCAAAGGGGCGAGUUCCCGAGCUGGACAGUCUACGUACAGACCUUAACGCCAGAGCAGGCUGAGAAAUUUAAGUGGAAUAUCUUCGACCUGACUAAGGUCUGGCCGCAGGCCGAGGUGCCUCUGCGACGAUUUGGCAAGAUGACACUCAACAAGAAUGUAGAGAACUACUUUGCCGAGAUUGAGCAAGUUGCCUUCUCUCCGUCGCACCUUGUCCCCGGCGUCGAGCCGUCAGCAGACCCCGUGCUCCAGUCUCGUCUGUUCUCCUACCCCGACACCCACCGACACAGAUUGGGUGUCAACUACCAACAAAUCCCCGUAAACGCGCCCCUCCACGCUUUCAACCCCUUCCAGCGUGACGGUGCCAUGUCCGUAAACGGGAACUACGGCGCGAACCCCAACUACCCCAGCAGCUACCGGCCGUUGACGUUCCAGACGAUCAAGCCCGUCAACCCCCACGAGAAGUGGGCCGGCGCCGCCGUGAGCGACCUCUUCGACCAGGUCCAGCCUCACGACUACGAGCAGGCUAACGGUCUGUGGAAUGUCCUCGGCCGGACCCCCGGUCAGCAGGAGAACUUCAUCGGCAACGUCGCGGGCCACCUGUGCGGCGCCCACGUCGACACCCGUAACCGGACUUACGACAUGUUCACCAAGGUCAACCCCGAGCUCGGCGCCGCCAUCAAGGCCGCGACCGAGAAGAACGUCAAGCUAUGAUGAGUAUGGAAAAAGCUUAUGGGGAAAAGGGUCUAAUGAUGUAUUCAAAGA